Stomoxys calcitrans (stable fly) is the source of this 1460-nucleotide messenger RNA. RefSeq lists its product as uncharacterized. Gene Ontology annotation, cellular component: extracellular region. Bases 330 to 1355 code for a protein of 341 amino acids. NCBI's taxonomy places the organism in Eukaryota, Metazoa, Arthropoda, Insecta, Diptera, Muscidae. The transcript has 3 exons. The record is from RefSeq and is a predicted model, not a curated record.
CUUGGUUGGCACUCCCAAAGUUUCCUCGGGAAUAAAAGUAACUUAUGUUGAAUCGAUACCUUUAAUUUUUUUCAGUGUUGUGUGUUCAUGAGCAAUGUAAAACUUUGUUGAUUUUUCAUCAAAUACAAAAAAGACCCGAAAAUGUUACAGUUUUUGGAAUUACUCUUUCAGACUUUUCUUUUUCCAUAACAUUUUUUGCCAAGAUCAUCAUAAUACUGGCGAAAGGUGCAUGUAUUUGUAUGUGUGUUGUGUGUCAACGAUUAUUGUAAGUGCACUUUAGUUCAGUCUCCCAUUCCGAACUCAGUUUGUUUUUUGGCCUCUUAGACGAUAUGGUUGCAAUUGGUACGGUGUUAUGCUUUUUUUGUUGUUUCAAUGUAACUAGGGCUUGGCUACUGGCCCAGUGCGGCCUCAACGAAUCGUAUCGAGUUUUACAUUUGUCGACCCAUUUUGCCCGAGUGUUUCUUAGCAUUACGGUGGAGAGUAACAAUUUUCCAACACUUAUCGAAACACAAUGGCCAGACAAUUAUUUGCCUGCCCUAGCACCCAUCCUGUAUCCGCGUCGAGAGGCCCAUGCCAAUGGAGUACACACCGAUUGUGGUCUUAUACAGCAGGCCACUUGGUCCCAGGUUGAUUCGCUAUCUCGUCUGUGGGUGAUGGACAUGGGCUGGUCGGGUUAUAACGACCAGGCCGAUCAGCUCACAUGUAAUCCAAAGCUGCUUGUUUUUGAUUUAAUACGCAACAACUUAGAGGUUCUACGUAUAGACUGUGGUAAAUACAUACGAGCAGAUGGAAACUCACAAGUAUUAGAUAUCGGGCUGGGCCCACGCACAUCUCCAUGCGGAAGCGAAAAAUUUCUUUACUUUGUUCUCUCAGACGACAGUCAUUUAUAUGCUUAUGAUAUUUUGGAACAAAGGUGGCAUCACAAGCAGCUGAAAAGCAAAAAAUAUUCGACGAUAAGUGAGUUUUUGCCCAUUAAGCCCAGAGAUUUAACAUUCAACAUAGGUGGAGAAAUUUUAAUAUCCGACGAAGAUGGAAAUCUCUAUACUGCGCCGAACAUCUUCCACAACUCGACUUUGCUACGAUCGGAUACCAUUGAAAUGUUUCUACUAGGCACAUUACUUGGCCCAACCCGGGGACUGAUGGUGGAUCCCUAUGGAAUUUUAUUCUAUGUUGUUACAAAAUUCGGAGCCGUAGUGCGGUGUGAGUACAAGGAGCACAUAACGACAGAAGACAGUGAAAUCAUACACAUGACCUCGAAGAAUAUACAACAGAUUUUCUUUGGAAGUGAAGGCUCUGUGUGGCUUCUAUCCGAUAGAUGGCUUAGACCCCAUGACCAAUGUAUUUCUGACUACUAAUAAAAGACCACGCAGACUUUCAGACGCAGUACUCAUUGGAUGGUUUUAUUUAUUUACCAUUAAUCGCAUUUCAUUAAAUACAUAAAAUCAGUUGACAUUCCAAGC